Saimiri boliviensis boliviensis (Bolivian squirrel monkey) is the source of this 2665-nucleotide messenger RNA. It is a transcript of the gene CPPED1, whose product is annotated as calcineurin like phosphoesterase domain containing 1. Gene Ontology annotation, molecular function: hydrolase activity. NCBI's taxonomy places the organism in Eukaryota, Metazoa, Chordata, Mammalia, Primates, Cebidae. The record is from RefSeq and is a predicted model, not a curated record.
CCCUAGGUCUCCACUCGCCAGGCACGCAGGUCGAUCCCUGAAGGGCCGCUCGCGCCUCCGCCCCGCCCAGGCAGCACUAGCGGCACCCCGAGCGGGAAGCCCCACCCGGUCCCGCCCCGAGAGCAAAGGGCGCUGCCCAAAGCGGGGCAGGUCUAGCGGUUGGCCUGUGUGAAGUCGCGCGGCUCCCACCCACGCAGUGUUGUGAGUGAAGCCCGGAAAGUUGAUCGCCAUGUCGUCUGCAGAGGCGGGGGUUGUUUUCCACAGAGCCCGGAGCAGGACCCUGGACGCGUUUCCCGCAGAAAAGGAAGGGGAAUGGAAAGGCCCAUUCUACUUCAUUCUGGGCACAGACCCACAGUUUGGGCUGAUGAAGGCCUGGUCGACUGGGGACUGUGACAAUGGUGGUGACGAAUGGGGACAGGAGAUCCGUCUAACUGAGCAAGCUGUCCAGGCCAUCAACAAGCUGAACCCCAAACCCAAAUUCUUCGUUCUGUGCGGCGACCUCAUCCACGCCAUGCCCGGGAAGCCAUGGCGGAAGGAGCAGACCGAGGACCUGCAGCGAGUGCUCAGGACCGUGGACAGGGCCAUCCCACUGGUCCUCGUCAGCGGCAAUCAUGACAUUGGCAAUGUCCCCACAGCCGAGACCGUUGAGGAGUUCUGCCAGACUUGGGGAGAUGACUACUUUAGCUUCUGGGUCGGAGGUGUGCUGUUCCUGGUCCUCAACUCCCAGUUCUACGAGAACCCCUCCAAAUGCCCUGGCCUGAAGCAGGCACAAGACCAGUGGCUGGAUGAACAGCUGAGCACCGCGAGGCAGCAGAACUGCCAGCACGCCAUCGUCUUCCAGCACAUCCCUCUGUUCCUGGAGAGCAUCGACGAGGAUGACGACUGCUACUUCAACCUCAGCAAGCCCGCUCGGAAGAGGUUGGCAGACAAGUUCAUCCACGCAGGUGUCAAAGCCGUGUUCUCAGGCCACUACCACAGGAAUGCUGGGGGCAGCUACCAGAACCUCGACAUGGUGGUGUCAUCUGCCAUCGGCUGCCAGCUGGGCCUAGACCCCCACGGGCUCCGAGUCGUGGUGGUCACUGCCGACAAAAUUGUUCACCGAUACUACAGUCUGGAUGAGCUGAGUGAGAAAGGAAUAGAAGACGAUCUCAUGGAUUUGAUAAAGAAAAAAUGACGGUCUUUACUGUUUGGUUCACUUUUUACUUGCACUCUUUUUUUUAUUUUCUGCCAGAAACAGCAGCUGCACACAACCCCUUGCUGAAAUACAAAAAUAGCCCAGGCAGGUUUGUGAAUUUAUGUCCUUCUGCAUAAAUCAGAGAGCUGGUGCCCUAUCCUGAAUUAUAUUCAAAAUAGAACUGCAUUUCCUUUAAAAUGGAGCAAGAGAGCCUGGAAAUAGGUUUUAAAAAUGAUAUUAGACUAUGUCUGCAUGGAUGUUUGAAUAAAUUCUCCUAAUUCUGUGUUUCUCAACUCCACAUUUGAAUGGAAUUGUUUUCUGGUUGGCAUACGAUCAAAGCCUGCCUAUCAACCUCAAUUGCUAUCAGAUAUCCAAGUAUGAUUUUUGAUAAUUCCUUAAACAAACUAUACUUGAUUGUAUUACAUUGUGAUUAUGAUUCCCAAAAUGUUGGGCAAAACAAACUUCAUCUCCUUUCCUUCCCAGCAGAAUGAACAGCUGUAUUCCUUGUUACGAGAGCCAUGCAGACUUAGGUAAACAAGGAGCCACAUAGCCACCUUUUGCUCUUAAAUUCUGAGACGUCUGUUACUGCUCAUGAUAGGAACAGAAUGCAGUUGAUAUAGCUCAGAGCUUAAAUUUGCCUUCCUGGGUGCCUAGGAAAGUCACCUUUGCACAUAAAUUGGCCAUUUAUGAAAAUCUCAUCCCUAGAGACUGAAACCACAGCUCUAAAACGCCCCUUCUCUAGUCGCUGGGCAGCACAUUUCGAAUUUGUUCACAUCCACAUUCUGGCUCUGUAGCCACUUUGCAGAUGGUCGGUCUCAUGGGAUCAGAAUCCCCCUUCGUUUAUGAGACUCUUAAUUGUGUCCACUUUGACAGAAAAAGUGGAAAUGUAUGCUGAGCUCUCAGAAGAAACAAAGCAGUUUAGGUCUUCGUGGAGAAAAAGAAAAGAACAAGAAGAAACAAAGCAGAAAUUCUAGUGGGACUACAACAGUGCUUUCAGCCACAUUCUCUAAAUCGGCCCUGAUUUUGAUUAAAUGUACUAAUGCAAUAUCCCUUGACAGAAGAGCGUAGGUCAUUUCAAAUCAGCAUCGUUUUGAUGUAACCUGUUUUACUGCACCUUCCCAGAAGCUCCUGACCACUGCUCAAUUUUCUCUUUUACAGCCAUUGUUCUGGUGGACAAAUAACCUAGGUACUAGGGACUCCAAAUCCUGGCAGAGAAAACGUACAGGGUUACGAAACAGCACUCAGUGGGCACUUAGUAAUGCUAAAAUGACUUCCAAAGCUGGUUACCCAUCAACUGCAAAGUCCAUUAAAUUAAAAGACUUUCUUGUUACAAAGUUUUAGUCAAUGUAGCAAAACCAUGGGAAAUUAAAUAGAUAAUUAAAUAUGUAAAUUCAUAAGGAACAAAAGACAAGAAGUUAAUUAUGGGAUAGAUUGGCGAUGCCAUAGUUCAUUGUUAUGUAGCACGAGAAAAUUAAAAAUUUUUUUCAACUA